Anolis carolinensis (green anole) is the source of this 2344-nucleotide messenger RNA. RefSeq lists its product as uncharacterized. The record is from RefSeq and is a predicted model, not a curated record. The coding region runs from base 102 to 1118 and encodes 338 amino acids. Lineage: Eukaryota; Metazoa; Chordata; Lepidosauria; Squamata; Anolidae. The transcript has 2 exons.
CGAGCGAGCGAGUGAAGGAGAGAGGAGCGAGCCAGUGAGCGAGCAGAGCUCCGCGCCUGCUCCGUGCGAGUAACCCUGAGAGCGCGGCGUGCAUUGUGCACAUGCGCGCGGAAGGCUCGCGAGCCUGGCGCCCUGAGGAGGCGGGGCUGUGGCGGCGGCCACAGAGGGAGGGAGUCUGCGCACGCGCACGCCCUGCGCGCCCCUCCUUUUUUUUCUCCUCCAACGACGAGGCCUGGAGUUCGUUUGCUUCCUUCCUUGCCCGCGCGCGCGAGACCGCUGCAAGAGCGGGCUUCCCUUCCAACUCUCGCCCUCCCUCAGCGGCCGCGGCUCUUUCGCUUAAAGCAGGGCAGGGAACCGGAUCAGGAGGAAGAGACCGAGCCUUUUCUUUCUUUCUUUCUGCCCCUUGGCCUUCCCUUUCUCUCCGGCCGCUCGCUAUAUUCGUGCAGAGACCGCCUCAAGAAGCGGCGCGAGACGAGUGCGCGGGCAGGCCUCCUCUAGGCACCCCCUCCCUUCCUUCCUUCCUCCCUCCCUCCUGGCCGCGAGCGAGUGCGCGCGCGCGCUUACCUGUGGGUGCCCACGCGCCGUGGGGAGGGAGGGGGAAAGAGGAGAAAGGGAGGAAGCGUCGCAACGGCACCUUUUUUUCUGGUGGGGAUUUUAAAAAGGGGGGGAGGGGGGGAAAGAAGAACAUAAGGGGAAAUGGCGCGCGUCUGACCGUUACGCGAGCCUGGGAGGAGGCGGGGGGUGCGCGCGCAUACAUGCACGCACGCAUGCGCGCACGCGGCAGGGGGAAGGUGAGGCGCGCCCGGAGGCGGGAACGUGCAUGCGCGGUGCGAGCAGGGCGCGCCUCCCCCCAGCCGGGAGGGGGGGAAAAACAAGGAGGGCGGGCGCGGCUUGCGGAGUCCGUCGGCAUGGAAACGAGGGGCGGGGCGUGGCGCGGGAGGGAGCCUGUCGGCUCUGCCCUCCUGUGGGGCGCCUGGGCUCGCGCUCGGAGCUGUUGGGCCUGUCUUUCGCGCGCCCUGGGUUCCGGCGGGGCCGCGCGGGCAAAGGAAGCGGGCCUCUCCUUGAGCGGCUGCUCCUCCUGUAAAGCAAAGCGCACGGCCGCACGCACGUCCUUCUGAGAGGCAGCCAGGGCAUGGCCCAACGGGGAGGCGGAAGCCCCGUUCCACCCGUCGACACCCUGCUUUCCCAGAAGGGGUGAAGGCGCCUCUUGGGUUUGGCGGAAGACUGGGCCCAGACAGACUGUCCCGCUCUCCCUCAAGCCAUUCAAAAUACAACAGCUAAGGACAGAAAUAUACUGAAGCAGAGCCAACAAUAUACCAAUUGAAAACUAUUUGCUGCUUAUCCAUUGCCGCUUACCAGAAGAAGGACAACCGAAACUGGAGUAAACCCGGGAGCCAGUAGUAAAUGGACUAUUGCAAUCUACAGCCAGCUACUUAGAAACAGCAUUGUGUUCUCCUAGCUGGGGCUCUUGUUGACAACUACUCAGAAUCAACAUUCAUGCAUAGUUUGUUCCCCAGACUUGGGAGCUUACUCUUGAGAAACUGAACUGACUUCCAAUAGACUGUAAUUUCAAAAGAUAUGCUAUACAUUUGAUGUCAGCAACACAGGAUCUCAAAGAAUCAAAACGACUUUUGGUCAAGCUUUUCAAUACCUGUGAAAUUAUUUUGCAAAGGUUGAAUGUGUUUAUAUUAUUAUUUUUGUUGCCAAAUUCAAUUGAAGUUUAAAUAGGGGAGACUGGAAGUCUGGAAGAUACCACUGUGGAUUAUAACAGUUGACUGUAUAUAUCAUUUUCAUUAUUGUUGUUAACUCUCAGAUAAUACUGUAUGUAUAUGGUGCUCUGAAUUACAUAGUGCAACUCAUGUUUUGAAACUUUAUAGCAUUCGCUUAUCCUUUUUACAUAGAAGGAAUAUAGCUCUAUACUCAGAGGCCUGACUAUUUCUGUGGCCUUUGCAGGAUGCUCUAAUAUACAUAUCUCUUUUUAUGUUUUGAAUCUUUUCAUGUUUUGAACCUUUAUAGUGGUUGUUUAUCUCUUCGAUAUUGUCUAGUAUAGACAUUUGUGUGUAUUUAUCAUUAGCAUGAAAUAAGCCAAUCACAAUUAUUAGUCUUGUAUGGAACACAAAGAGAAAGAAAUUCUGGAAGAUAAAUUUGAAUCUAUGUCUGACCCGUAAUCAGUAUGCCUUGCAUGUAGUUACAAGUAGAAUUAGGAACUUCUUCCAUCUUUUUGAUACCCACCUACCAAACAGUUUCAUUUAUGUAGCAUAAUCUCGCUAUUUUACAAACUUUAUUUCUAGGAAACCUAACUUAAUCUGUAAUAAUCAAAGAAAUUAAACUACUUAGUCUGUUU